AUGGGCCCCUAUACCACCUCCUCAUGCUGCUGCCAAGUCCAGAGUCUCUUCAUGGGUCCCUGUACGGCCUCCCAUUGCUGCUGCUCCAUCGCCACACUCUGCCAUGUGCCACUUUCAGGUCUCCUCACACUGCUGGUGUGUUCCAUUUUUUGUCAUAGGGUGCUGGCAGAUUACGGGCCUCCCAUAGCUGCUGCCAGGCCCCUAAUCUGCCAUGGGCCCCCGUACCGACUCAACCUCAUGCUGCUGCCAGGCCCCUAAUCUGCCAUGGGCCCCUAUACCGCCUCCUCAUGCUGGCUGCCAAGUCCAGAGUCUGGUCAUGGGUCCCUGUACGGCCUCCCAUUGCUGCUGUCUCCAUCGCCACACUCUGCCAUGUGCCACUUUCAGGUCUCCUCACACUGCUGGUGGUUUCCAUUUUUGUCAUAGGGUGCUGUAUGGCCUCCCAUUGCUGCUGCCUCCACCGCCACACUGUGGCUCCACACUCUGGUUUGGCCCCGUGACUGCCCAAAUGAGUGAAGUGUGCGGUGAUUCUAAGAUCGACGGCACUCAUCUGCAUGUCAUACUGACUCACAACAGUAUUAUUUCUCUUCCCCAGCAGACUCCAAGGGCAUUUAAAUUAAAGGUACAGUGUUCUGCACUAAUAUAA
Staurois parvus is the source of this 643-nucleotide messenger RNA. Lineage: Eukaryota; Metazoa; Chordata; Amphibia; Anura; Ranidae. The record is from the annotation of a GenBank genome assembly.